AUGAGCACUGCUCCAGGGGCCAGCAAUGGCACGGCAAGUGAUAUAGACAUGAGACGGCUAUACAGCCUCUCUCUGUCGCAGAUCAGAAAGCAUUCGGAACUGGCUAACUACAAUUACAAGCCGUCACCUUUCAACAUUCGAUGGAUUCAUGGCUACAAUUCUAAGAUUGGAGUAAUCAAUCUGAAUGACCAAGGCAGUACGAUGGCUUUUUACGCGGCGGGUAACUGCGCCGUUCUCUACAACUGGACUACAAAUGAAAUGAGAAUACUACAAGGACAUAGGCACAUGGUGACGUGCAUUGCUUCGGACAGCAAAGGCAAAUGGCUGGUCACCGCCGACGCGGGGCCCGAGAAUGUGCUCAUCGUGUGGGACAGUGGAGACUUAUUCCCGCAGAAGACGCUGUUCUCGCCGCACGGGGCGAUGAAAAUCGCCAAAGCGGCCAUCAGCGGCGACGCGAAAUACCUCCUCACGCUUGGCUACAAGGAGAGGGCAGUGGUCCACUGGUGGAUAUGGUCUUUUGGGGAGAACGAGCCGCACGCCACUUCGGAAGUGGCCAUACCACGCAAUGGAGUGCUCGACAUGGCUUUCAACAGCACGAAGUCCGAACAAUUCGUGCUGAUCACGAAGAACGACAUAUGGAUCGGGGUCUCCGAAAAAGCAUUCGUGGUCGAGCGGGGAGUGUUGAAGGAGACCGAUAGGUACUUAUUGAGGAUACGGAUGGUCGAGAGGAAGCAAAACGCGGAGUUCGGCCGCCUCACCUGCUUCACAUUCGUGAGGGAGACCUCUCAGAUUCUCGUCGGGAGCAACAGGGGCUGUGUUCUCGUGUACGGAUACACCGCAGAGUAUCAGGAGAACGUAGACACGGGCAACAUAGAUGAUGUGAAGUUCGUGAAAGGAUUGAAAAUUCAGCAUGGGAAGAUUAAUGUCAUCAGGAAUGUCGAUGGGGUAAUUGUAACUGGAAACAACGCUGGCGAAAUUCACUUCUAUGACCCCCAACUGAAGCUCCUAUACUGGGUUCAUGGCUUCACCGUCGAUAGGGUGACGGGUCUAAGUUUCAACGUCGCGCCACGCAGCUACGAGGUGCUGGACCCCAAAUGCAAUACGCCUUGCCUCUGCUGGGAGAAGGUGGUCCUUGAGGCGGACCCCGAGACGGGCGUGAAGCGGCAGAAGUUGAUGAAGAGCAAGCUGCCUUCUGACGCCACCGUUGGCAACAAGCCCUUCGUCGUACGAGACUUCAUUGUGUGCACUAAGAACCAGGGAGUCGGUUUCGUGGACUUUGUGUCAGAGACGAACACCACCAUUGUGAACAGCAGGAUAUCGCCCGCUUUGUCGCUCACCAAUCACCCGGAAAAGCCCUUCGUAUGCGUCGGCUACGCUGACGGUACGAUCGAGUUGUACAACUUCGUGCGGCACACGCUGUUCGCGCGCUUGGACCUGAGGGACCAUUAUAAAGUGGUCACCGCGCCGAGUGCAGAGUCCAUCAACUGUUUCACCGCCAUCACCCUGCCACAGCUCUCUGUGACCUGCUUGAAAUAUUCGCCUUCUGGAUUGCAUCUGGCCUGUGGCCUCAACACGGGCGAGCUGUUGUUCUUGGACCCGACCACUAUCGAGAUACGCACGGAGAAGCCCAUCAGGGACACAAGCCAUGAGAUCAAGAAGCUCUCGUACAGCCCCGAUUCGUUCACCCUGGCUUGUACUGACUCGGGCAGGACUAUAUGCGUGUACAAAUACGACUGCUCGACGCUCGGCUGGCGAUUCCUCGCGAAACACCGCGCCCACUACAAGGACGUCACGUCGUUCUUCUUCCUGCCGGAGAGGAACGACGACGGGGAGCACAAGCUGGUCUCGCUGGGCGCGGACCGCUGCCUGGUCGAGUACGAUGUGGGCGCCAGCUCCGAGGGUUGCCUGGAGGUGUUCAGCCUGGACAGGAUCGACCAGACGGCCGUGCCGCUCGCCGGCGCGCCGUGGCCCACGCCGCCGGGGCUCGACCCGGAGAGCUGUCGCUUCGACUUGCCCCUGAUACUGGUCGCCAACAAUGAGUACAAAUACAAGAUAAUCAACUACAAAACGACGAUGACGCUGUCCACGAUAUUGGGGCCGCGGUUCGAGCAUCCCGUGCGCGAGGUCCAGCUGGUCUCCAGGCGGGAGGAGGGGGAGCCGUUGCCGUACCUCCUGUUCGCCACUAAGAACGUCGUGGGCCUCCAGAAGUUGCCGCUCGACGGCAACCCGUGGAAGCACAUUGGGCUGCUCGGGCAUCCGAUCGAGGUAAUACAGAUGUGUUUCCGAGAGGACUACGGUGCAUUAUUCACGAUAGGCGCAAAGGACAGCUGCAUGACCCAGUGGGCGGCGAAUUAUAGAGCUUUGGACACGACGGCAAAGCUCGGCGGCGGCGACCUGGACCCGUAUUACUGCCUCAUCGAGAACGGCCGCCCCGGCUGGCUGUUCCGCGAGAUCCGGGACCUGUUCUACUACAUCCAGAUCCUGUGCCAGGGCAGCUUCUCGCCGUCGAUGCGGCGCGUCAAGGACCACAUACCCAUCGAGACUCUGCCCGACUUGAUGAGGGCCUUGGGCUAUUUUCCGUCCGAAUACGAGGUGGAGAACCUAAUAGUGGAGGCGAAAUACAAAGUGUACCAGCAGCGGCCUUCGACCGAGGUCGAUUUCGAGGAGUUCGUGAAGCUCUACCUGAACCACCGGCCCGCGUACUCCACGAGCUCCAAGGAAUUGAGGAACGCUUUCAGGAACUUCGCGACGUUCAGCGAUAAUUCGUACAGUAUUCCUAGGGAUGAGUUCAUUGAAAUACUCAAGGAUUAUGGAGAACAUUUCUCCAAGGAGCUGAUCUGGUACCUGCUGUCCAUUCUCUGUGGUCAUAGCUUUGAAGAUAGAGUCGGAAUGAAUGAGGAGGACUUCAGCUUUAUACCUGAGACGAUCACAUUCAGCGACCUUCUGUGCCACAUUAUAGGGGUGCAGGAUUACGAUAAUCCCUCGGAGCAGUACUCCGCAAAGGGCUCGAGCUGCUCCCAACUGACCAACUCAUCCGACUCAGAUGAUGCGCAACUC
Molecule: messenger RNA, 3057 nt
Organism: Iphiclides podalirius (scarce swallowtail)
Lineage: Eukaryota; Metazoa; Arthropoda; Insecta; Lepidoptera; Papilionidae
Source: the annotation of a GenBank genome assembly